AUGUCCACCGCACGCACGAGCCCGACCCACAAAGCACCUCUUGUUUUCGAGCCAACAGAGAUUCACACGACAACCAUGAUAGUCCUCCACGGUCGUGGAUCUACUGCUGAGAGAUUUGCCGAACCAUUUCUCACGAGUCUCGUUGCACCAAGAACACGGGUCACCCGAAGCCAAGUAUCUGAACUAGCCUCCGAGAGCACAACGAUUUUUCGCGAUUACUUCCCCAACACCAAGUUUCUUUUUCCUACUGCGCCUCUGCGCAGGGCAGCAGCGUUCAACCGUAGCCUCACGCACCAAUGGUUUGACAAAUGGUCGCCACAACACCCAGAGCUUAAGCAAUACCUCCAAGUGCCAGGCCUACGCGAGACAAGCACUUAUCUACAUGGUCUCCUGCAACAGGAGAUCAACGUUGUGGGCGCGCCAAAUGUCGCUCUCGUUGGGAUUAGCCAAGGAUGCGCGUCCAGUCUCGUAGCAACGCUGUUAUGGGAUGGUGAGCCAUUUGGGGCCUUAGCUGGCAUGUGCGGGUAUCUCCCAUUUCGUAAGGGCAUGGCCGAUUUGAUGAUGGACGAGAAAGAAGACGAAGACAAUCCAUUCACGGAUACGAUGGGCGGAAUAGGCGAGGUCUUGAAACGGAAAGGUGAAGAGUUUGAUGACAACACAAAGUUCGGAAAAGCUUUGUCGUGGCUGCGUGAAGAGCUAGAGAUGGAGGGGGGACGCAGAUGUGUGGGACCACCACCAAUGCAAUCGAUUCCUACCUUCAUGGGUCACGGAGCGGAGGAUACUCUGCUUCCUCAUGAGCAGGGCAAGCAGGCUGCUGAAUUUCUGCGGGCAAUCGACGUCAACGUCAAGUGGAAAGAGUAUGAAGGUUUGGGUCACUGGUAUUCCACAGAGAUGUUGCGGGAUAUCGUCGACUUUCUAAAGGAGCGGAAGGGAUGGCAUAAUAUUGCCUCGACCGGCCGCUGUGACGAAAAUGGAGUGAAAAUUAAGCACGAACAUACAGAACGAGAAGAAGACAGAACGGUAUCCGUACAGUUAGAGGAAUAA
Didymosphaeria variabile is the source of this 1044-nucleotide messenger RNA. RefSeq lists its product as uncharacterized. The record is from RefSeq and is a predicted model, not a curated record. Gene Ontology annotation, molecular function: palmitoyl-(protein) hydrolase activity; carboxylic ester hydrolase activity. Bases 1 to 1044 code for a protein of 347 amino acids. Gene Ontology annotation, cellular component: cytoplasm. Lineage: Eukaryota; Fungi; Ascomycota; Dothideomycetes; Pleosporales; Didymosphaeriaceae. The transcript has a single exon. Gene Ontology annotation, biological process: protein depalmitoylation.